UUCAUUCUCUCUCUACAUUUCCCAUCUCUUGAUCCAAUCUUGUGCCAUUGUUUGUUAAUAUAUGUGAAAAAGAUGCAAUUUUUGGCCACCCCUUCUGUAAUUUCAUUGAUUCCAAUUCAAUGUUGAGAUGGGUGUGUGAGCUAUAGCUUUUAGAUUGAUGGUGCUUACAUUUGAAUUGGGUUUCAUAUAAGUGGUAGAGGUUAGGGCAGGAUUCAUAUGUCUGAUUGUAUACAUGAAAAAAGGAAAAUAUUGGGGCUAAGGGUUGGUCUGGUGAAGGGAAAGAGGUCAAAUUGUUGAGUGAUAAAUUGUAUCUAUGAGUACAAUGGUGACAAAUUCAUGGAGAAAGUAUGUCACCCCUUGUUGGCGGCCCUCGGUGUUGAGGCAAGGGGAGAAUUGCAGCAAUAAAGUGGGCGAUCCUAGUGGUCGGGCGGACAAGUUGUGGUGGUACAAAGAUAUAGGACUACAUUUGUACGGGGAAUUGUCAAUGGCGGUUAUUCAAGCAAAUAAUGUAUUAGAGGAUCAAUGCCAAGUAGAGUCGGGGCCGAUGAGUUAUAUGGAGGCUUGCCCUCGAGGGACAUUUGUUGGAAUCUACGACGGACAUGCUGGCCCUGAAGCUUCCCGGUUUAUAAACACCCAUCUAUUGGAAAAUGUUAAGAGAUAUACAUUCGAGAGUCGAGAGAUGUCGGCAGAUGUUAUAAAAAAUGCAUAUUUAGCAACGGAAGAACAAUUUCUUUCUAUGGUGAAGAAGCAAUGGGAAAUCAAACCACAGAUCGCCUCUGUGGGUUCGUGUUGCUUAGUAGGCGUAGUAUGUGACGGGAUGGUAUACACUGCAAAUGCUGGAGAUUCUAGGGUGGUGUUAGCAACAGUAGAAAAGUCUGGUAAACAGGUCAAAGCCGUUCAAUUAUCAGACGAACACAACGCCAGUGUUGAAUCUGUCCGGGAAGAGCUGCGCUCAUUGCAUCCCGAUGAUCCAAAGAUCGUCGUUCUUAAGCACAAUGUUUGGCGAGUGAAGGGUGUUAUUCAGAUUUCCAGAUCGAUAGGCGACGCCUACUUGAAGAGAGCAGAGUUCAACAAACCGCCUUUGAUAGCAAAAUUCAGGAUUCCAGAUCCUUUUGAGAAGCCAAUCCUGUUGGCCGAGCCAUCAAUACACGUACACAAACUUCAACAUGGAGAUCAGUUUCUCAUAUACGCCUCUGAUGGUCUAUGGGAACAUCUCAGCAACCAAGACGCAGCCAACAUUGUCCACCACUCUCCACGCAACGGCAUUGCCAAGAGGCUAGUAAAAGCCGCGCUCAAGGUUGCCGCGAAGAAGAGAGAGAUGAGAUAUUCAGACCUGAAAAAGAUCGACAGGGGCGUGAGGAGACAUUUCCAUGACGACAUCACUGUAAUAGUCCUCUUCCUCGACUCACAUUUGAUCAGCCGGAGCUCGUUUCAGCGGCCCAUUCUUUUGGUGAAAGGAAGCGGGGUAGCACCCGGAGAUGACUACGCGUAGAUUAGAUUGGUGGUAUAAACAUGUUUUGUUUUUGAUAAGUUUCAUCAGAAGAAAGAUGUUUGAUAGAUGUAUAGAACUGGCAUAUGAAACACGAAUUUUGCAGGAUAAGAAACAGAGGAAUUACUAGGGAUGUAAUGAGAAAAUUAUUAUUCAGUGUUA
Molecule: messenger RNA, 1651 nt
Organism: Salvia splendens (bonfire salvia)
Lineage: Eukaryota; Viridiplantae; Streptophyta; Magnoliopsida; Lamiales; Lamiaceae
Product: probable protein phosphatase 2C 38
Exons: 5
Coding region: 314-1492 (392 amino acids)
Biological process (GO): protein dephosphorylation
Molecular function (GO): cation binding; protein serine/threonine phosphatase activity
Source: RefSeq, a predicted model, not a curated record